UCGUUCCUCUUAACUCGUUCCUCUGAGCACGUUCAAACUUUUAUCCACUUUGUUUUUCUUUAAGGUGGAGGUUUGAAUCCAGGAGUUCAUUCUGAGCUGUUGUCGUCAUGCUGAUCAGAUUCCCAGUGAACCUGUUUAACCUGUGAGGGUUUCAUGGGCUGUUUUCUAAAGAGUUGAUUUGUUCUACUCAAAUGAGGAAGUGGUUGGAGACGAUGUGGUCAGUGCUUCAGUAGAAAGUAAAAAAAAGAAGAGACUGUUUCUUUCAUUUACACCGCUCAGUCUUCAUACAGAAGACAUGGCUGCAGCAUCGGCUCUGGUGACGGAGGACAGUCUUCUUUGUCCGGUCUGUCUGAGUGUGUUCACUAAACCUGUGUCGAUUCCCUGUGGACACAACUUCUGUUUGGACUGUAUAACAGACUACUGGAGCACUCUGUCUGUACUGCAAUGUCCACUGUGCAAAGAGAAGUUUUACACUAGGCCAUUGCUUCGGGUUAACCCUGUCAUUGCUGAAAUGGCAGAAAAGGUUAAAAAAUCUGUUCAAGAAAUGUUUUUGAGUUCAGCUGAAGAAGCAGGAAAUGAGGACGUGCUCUGUGAUUACUGCACAGGGUCCAAGGUCAGCGCCCAGAAGUCCUGUUUAAUUUGUUUAGUGUCCUACUGUCAAAAACAUCUGGAGCCUCAUCAGAGGAUUUCAGCUUUGAAGAAACACAAGCUGAUCGAUCCAGUUAAGGACCUGGAGAGCAGAAUAUGUCGGGAUCACGGUGAGCCUUUGGAGCUAAUCUGCAGACUGGAUCAAAUGUUUCUGUGCCAGUCCUGUAAAUGCGGUGACCAUAAAACACAUGAAACAGUGACUCUGGAGGACGAGGCUGAAAUGAGGAAAACCCAGCUGAGAUUAGAAAAUAACACCAUGGAUCAGAUGAUCCAGGAACGUGAGCAGAAAAUCCAGGAGGUUCAACAGUCAGUGAAGACCAGCAGAAGUAAAGCUGAGGAGGCAUUACUGUACAGCAGGAAGGUGAUGACUGCUUUGGUGGAGUACAUAAAGACAGAGUUCACCAGACUGUCUGAGGCGAUCGAGAUGAAGCAGAAAAUAAAUGAGACGGAGGCAGAAAGCUUUAUUAAUGAGCUGGAGGGAGAAAUUACACACAUGAAGAAGAAGAAACUGCAGUUUCAUGAAGCUUUGCUCAUCAGAGACGACUUCAGGUUCCUGGAGAACGUCCUCCCUCUUACCUACAAUAAACCCCAGCUGAAGGACUGGUCUGCUGUGACUGUAACCAGUGACCAGUUUAUGAUUCAGGAGACCCUGGCUGAGCUGGAGACAGCAGUCAGAGAACAAGUCAGCACGCUGUGUGAUAUAAACUUCAGAGAUGGAAAAAAACAGAGGACGAGUCACAUCUCACUGAAAGACAUCAUCUUAAACAGUUUUCCCAUCAGCUCAGGACCUCCUGUUGUCUACCAGCUGAGACCAAAAAAACAGAAGAUUGGAUCUCUGACCAGAAUGACUGUUGGAGAAAAAAGUUCAUACAGGCCAAAUAAAACCAUCUUACUUGUUGGAGAAACAGGAGCAGGAAAAUCUUCUCUGAUCAACGCUCUGGUCAACUACACCAUGGGAGUGAAGUGGGAGGAUGGAGUCUGGUUUCAGAUCAUAGAGGAGGAGAAGAAGAGUCAAAUAGAAGGACAGACAUCAGAUGUGAUCGUGUACGAGAUCUUUGGCUUUGAAGAUAAAACUCUGCCCUACUCUCUGACCAUCAUCAAUAUUCCUAGAUAUGGAGACACCAGAGGGACUGAACAUGAUGACAUCAUCAGUCAGAGAUUAUUAGACUUGUUUCGAUCAGAGGAUGGAGUUCAUGAAAUUAGUGCAGUGGGUUUGGUGAUGAAGGCGACUGAUUGUCGACUGAGUGACCGACUGCUGUAUAUCUUUGAUUCAGUGAUGUCUCUGUUUGGAAAGGACAUGGAGAAAAACAUUGUAGCUCUGAUGACACACUCAAAUGGAAGAAGACCUAGAAACUCUCUUCAAGUUCUAGAAGUUGCAAACAUUAAAUGUGCCAAAAAUGAGAAGAAUCAGCCUGUUCACUUCCUGUUUGAUAACCAACAGCAUGAAGAUCGAACAGAAGAAAAUGAAUAUUUAAAACAUUCAUGGGAACUUACACAGGAAAACAUUAAUCAGUUGUCAGACUUCAUGAGAAAUUGUAGUUCUAAAAACCUGAAGAACACAGUCGAAGUGUUAAAUGAAAGAAUCGGACUGAAAGCCUGCAUCAAAAACCUGCAAGAGAGAAUUGAGUAUAUUCAACUGAAACAGACAGAAAUCAGACAGAUGCGAGAAGCUCUGAAGAAACAGACAAAUUACAGAAAUAAAACUGAAAGUGAGAAAAUGUUGAGUCUUUUGGAAAAUCUUGAUAAGGAAAUGAAACAGCUGACAGUAGAGAAUUCCCAGUUCCUGGACGAGUCCUACCAACAUGUUGUCAGACUGGAGCAGAUUGCUCUGAAAGCUGAAUCAGCAUCCACUAUUGUCCACUUGGACUUCCUGAUUGAGAAGAUGAAGCAGAAAGGAGACACAGAGAAGGUCCAGAAACUGGAGGAGAUGAAAAGAGUGGAGGAAAAAAACAGAGCAGCAUAUUGGUACAAGUUUACUCAAACAUCAUGAGCUAUCAAAAACAUUGGUAGAUCCUCGGCCUGGUAUAAAUGAAACAUGUAUAGAAGCAUCAGGCAGCUGUGUAGAUGGCUUUUUUACAGAUACAGCUCUAUGCUACAUGUUCAGAUAUACACCAUGUUUUUUUGUUUAGCUGACAGAUGGCUUAUUACCAUUUAAAAAAGCCUAUUAGAAAUUAAUUACUUAUUGAUUAUUGAUCAGCACUGACAUCUCUACUUAGAGAGCAGGUAGUUUGUUUAGCAGUGUUUUGGUCCUAAGGAGAAGUUACUGUGGCUCAGUGUUUGUUUUAUACAUCUGACAUCAAAUCUGUACCAAAUACAACAUGUGCCUCCACGUGCUUUGGUGAUGCCUGAAGAAAAAAGUCGAUUACUUCCAAAUUUAUUUUCGUCUCAAUAAAAAAAUUUUUAUUUAAAAAUCCCCCAAAUAUGUGAGAAAUGUCAUUGAAUUCACAGAAUAUAAACAUAGCAGAAAAAUAUAAAAACAUGAAAAUGAUUAAUCAGUGAAAGAUGAUGACCUUUCCUUCAAAGGUCUCAUGUACAGAGCUUUUAAUCAUGUCGUAAUAUUAUUUUGUAUUUUUAUGGCGGCUGAUAGAUAAUUUAAUGCAAGGGAUUGAUUUGUGAUGCGGACAUAAGGUCCUCCUUCUAAGACGGGAACAUCAUGUAUGUUUUCAUAUUUUAUCCAGUUAUUAAAAAAAAUAUAAAUUCUUAUUUAUAGAAAAUACUUUGAGUUAUUGAUUUUUCUUUAUUAAUAUACAUGCAUUUCACACAGAUAUUUGUACUUAUGUAUCAGCACAUGACUAAUAUUACGACAUAGACCCCACAGUGAGUUAUUAUGCAGAGCAGAACAGGUCUGAG
Molecule: messenger RNA, 3498 nt
Organism: Oreochromis aureus
Lineage: Eukaryota; Metazoa; Chordata; Actinopteri; Cichliformes; Cichlidae
Exons: 3
Coding region: 296-2638 (780 amino acids)
Molecular function (GO): zinc ion binding
Source: RefSeq, a predicted model, not a curated record